AUGGCGCAGAGCUCCCGCUACGCCUUCACCCCCUGCGGCCACAAAUGCGUGUGCCACCUCUGCGCGGUGGCGGUCAGCCGCAGCGAGCGGCGGUGCCCCAUUUGCCGGACGAAGGUGGUGCGAAUCCUGAAGAUCAUCGAUCCAUGA
Molecule: messenger RNA, 147 nt
Organism: Effrenium voratum
Lineage: Eukaryota; Dinophyceae; Suessiales; Symbiodiniaceae
Source: the annotation of a GenBank genome assembly